Molecule: messenger RNA, 656 nt
Organism: Penaeus vannamei (Pacific white shrimp)
Lineage: Eukaryota; Metazoa; Arthropoda; Malacostraca; Decapoda; Penaeidae
Source: RefSeq, a predicted model, not a curated record
GCUUCUUUUAAACUUGUAUAAAUUCAGAUUUUGAGACGCGAGUUGCAUCAGUUGCAGCGCAAUUGCUUCAGGGUUUCAGGAUGUUCCGUUUGCUUGUUCUCGCUCUGGUUGUGGCCGUGGCGGCGGCGCAGGACCCGGCCAACUGCAGGUGCGGCGCCUUCAUCACCCUGGACGGCGGCGAGAAGUUGCUCUACGAGCUGCCUGCCCUCGAUAUGGGCGGCUGUGACCAGAACCACAAAUGCCAAAACCGCUGCUUCAAGGAGUUCGAGGAGCUGUCUGGAGGAGGAGACUUGAACUUCAUUACCUCCGAUGGCGUGACGCCCGUCGGUCAGAUCUUGUGCACGGCGGUUGGGGAGCCAGUCCAAAACGAAUAUGUGUACGCCUAUUCAGAGAUCUGCGACGGCCCCUGGGAAUGGACAGGCGACCAGACCAUGCAGCCCCUGUGCUGCAGUCAGGAUCAGCAGUACCAGCCUUGCCCCUAGUAGGGAGGGGGCGAGAGACAAGCCAGGUCCACAUGGCAGACUUAGUACUGCUCUGAGACGUUUAAAACUUACCCGCAUUUCUACCCUUUUCUUUUCUCUUACUUUCUUAUCUCUUUUUCUUUAAUUCCCUUUUAAAGGAAUGAUAGUAGAUUUCAAAAUAAACUGAUAAGCAUC